AUGGAAAAGACCGUGCAAUUUGAAAAUUUAUUAAAGCAAAGGGAAAUGGAAAAGGAACAAAAGGAAGAAGAACUGUCUGAGAUGAAUAAUAAAGUCAAGAUUGCUCAACAGGAAUUUGACGACCUACAGGACAAUGUGACGGAGGCAAACACUAAACUGGAGGAGACUGAAAAACGCGCCACCAUUGCCGAAGCCGAAGCCGAAGCCGAAGUUGCUGCCAUGACCCGAAGAAUCAGGCUACUUGAGGAGGAUUUCGAGGUCUCUAAUAGUCGUCUCACUGAAGUAUUGUUCAAACUGGAGGAGACUAGCAAGUCGGCAGAUGAAAGCGAAAGAGUCAGAAAAUGCUUGGAGACAAGGUCGAUUGCCGAUGAUGAGAGGCUGAGUCAACUGGAAGAUCAGUUGAAAGAGGCAAAGUAUAUAGCUGAAGAUGCUGAUCGCAAGUAUGAUGAAGCCGCGCGUAAACUUGCAAUAACUGAGGUUGAUUUCGAAAGAGCUGAAUCUCGUCUAGAAAGUGCGGAAAGUAUCUAA
Messenger RNA from Protopolystoma xenopodis, 528 nucleotides. The record is from the annotation of a GenBank genome assembly. Lineage: Eukaryota; Metazoa; Platyhelminthes; Monogenea; Polystomatidea; Polystomatidae.